AAAUUAUUUCAAAACUAUUUGGAAACGUACGUUGAUCGUACGUUAUCCUGCGUCGAGUCGAUUCGUACGUUAUCGAGUAACGAUAAUUACAUGGAGGGAGGGUAACACGAGUUAGUACCUCACGAUCGCGUGCACAGUAAAACACUUUGGUGGAAUCGUCGCCGAUCGACGUUCAAUCCUACUCUUUCUUUCAUGCACGCUGAUUAUCGAUCGCUGCAUCCGCAUUAUUCGCGUCUCGUCGCGAGCAACGCGUUCGUGAAAUUCAUCGUCGAAGUAAAGUCGAUCUAACCACCGAAAUUACGAUCACUCGUGGGUAGAAGUCGACGAAGAGGGGCAACGUGAAAUUUUCUGUACCGUUUGUGCAUUUCACCGAACCAUGUCUACGACCAAGAGAUCAUUGUGGAAAAUAGACGCCGGAAUCACGUCGGCGUGCGUACUAGGGUUCGCCGCAUCUUACUACGCUUACGCGGUGGAGACCGCCAAGGAGGAUGACGAUUCUUACGAGGCGAUGUGCGACAUCAGCGAGCACAUCAGCUGCACCAAAGCAUUCUCGUCCGAAUAUGGGAAAGGAUUCGGAAUAAUUCCAGAGUCGUCUCUUCUAUACGUACCAAAUUCCAUAUACGGAAUAGUAUUUUAUACUUUAGUCGCGAUACUGAGUACCAUUAAUAAAUAUCCCAUUUCGGCCGCCGUCGUAACGUUGGGAAUACUAUCGAACAUCGCCACGUUUUACUUGGCCUAUCUUUUGUACGUGCUAAAUAACAUCUGUGUGAUCUGUGUUAGUACUUACAUCUUAAACGCUAUUAUCUUAAUACUCGCUGUUAAGAAGCAUCGGAAACUAUAUCGAAAUGGCACGAACAAGAACAAGAACAAGAAGAAGAAGAAGAAGUCUAAUUAAAUAUUGAUCUUUACAAGAAACAAAUUGUCUCGUACCAAUUGUAUAAAAAAAAAAACUCCCUAGAUACCGAUCAUUUUAUUCAUUUUUAUAUUCUUUACUUACGAUUAUUACGCUUCGUUUAGUAAUACUUUACAUGUUAUAUCAACGACGUUUGUAUGCACUAUUUUGAUAUACCUCUUGUUGAAAUAAAAGCUAUAAAUGCAAACAAAUCUUGUGUAAACCGUGAUUUCGAUCCUUCUAUAAAAUCUUUCGAUGGAAAUAUUGCUAAGAACGAUUCACGACGUCUUCGUCGACUUGAUAUGUAAUCUCGGAAAUGUUACCCGACACGCGAAGUAAAGGAAACUCUAUCUCGCGUUGAGUGUUGCGUAAAUAAAAUAAAAUCUAUCAAUUACGAUCAACAUAGUGGUUUACAGGCAGCGUCAACGUUAUUGUACACUGUACAGAAUAUUUUAGAAAACAUUCUAGCAAUAACGAAUACUCGCGUAACGUUUUCGACUUCAAUUAAAUUGAAUUAGAAAUAAAAUUAACCCUCUCAUUUCCACUACUACGAACGAUAGGUCAGACACGACUGUUUUUUAACACUUACGAAUUUGACGGGUUUGAAGUU
Molecule: messenger RNA, 1502 nt
Organism: Colletes gigas
Lineage: Eukaryota; Metazoa; Arthropoda; Insecta; Hymenoptera; Colletidae
Gene: Vkor
Product: vitamin K epoxide reductase complex subunit 1-like protein 1
Exons: 3
Coding region: 377-895 (172 amino acids)
Biological process (GO): vitamin K metabolic process; peptidyl-glutamic acid carboxylation
Molecular function (GO): vitamin-K-epoxide reductase (warfarin-sensitive) activity
Source: RefSeq, a predicted model, not a curated record